UGAUCUAGAAUUGGCAAUAGAAAAUGACAAAGAAAGUGGAGAAACGGGGAAAACGAAAACUAAGGCAAGCGAGAAAACGGACAGGUUGUUGGAACAGGAAACAGAACAAAACGAGAAGUUGAAGCAGUACAACAACGCACAAACGGGGAAAACUACGGAAAACGUUUCUGAGACAACAGGUACGAGAAAUUCAGCAACUACAGUUCCUUUUGCAUCAGAAAUGGUUAAUAAUACAACAGCAAAAUUGCCCCAUCUCUGGAUGAAAACCCAAAAAAUAUUUACUUUGCCGUGGGUUCAAACAAGGCGUUUGUCUCUUGCAAAGUUGCUAAGAAUUCAAAAAAUUCCUACACUAACCACAACUCCUUUAAAUACAACAACUACUACUACAACAACACCAACCUCAACCAGCACUAAAUUACCCAAUAAUAUCACUCCCACAACUAAAUUAGCUACAAUGUUGUUUACUGCAGUUGAUCAGGUUGACGAGAAAAAUGAACUCGAAUUUAGUAAAAUUUAUUUAAAAAAUUAA
Messenger RNA from Meloidogyne enterolobii, 529 nucleotides. Lineage: Eukaryota; Metazoa; Nematoda; Chromadorea; Rhabditida; Meloidogynidae. The record is from the annotation of a GenBank genome assembly.